Atta colombica is the source of this 321-nucleotide messenger RNA. RefSeq names its product properdin-like. The record is from RefSeq and is a predicted model, not a curated record. Lineage: Eukaryota; Metazoa; Arthropoda; Insecta; Hymenoptera; Formicidae. The transcript is spliced from 2 exons. The coding region runs from base 1 to 321 and encodes 106 amino acids.
AUGUACCCUAUGAGAUACAGCAGGUUUAAAAGAAUACCUCAUGAAAUUACUCAAAUGAGAGUGUCGAGUUUGAUAAAGAAGAAACGUGAUGCCAUUACAAAGGAAACCUCGAACAAUAAAAAUAUAGAUUGGACAGCAUGGGACAAUUGGAGCAUUUGGAGUGCGUGCAGUGUAUCUUGCGGGCAAGGACGACAAGUCCGUUGGCGUCAUUGUUUGUCCGCAGAUUGCACUAAAGGUCUCAAGAAGGCACAGUUGAAAAGCUGCUAUCUGAAGAAUUGCGGUACCAAAGGCAUCCUCGGCUGGCUCGGGAUAAAAUCGUGA